AUGUGGUCUCAUCUCUUAAUCUCGGUGUUUCUCUACACCGUUCAUGCGUCGUCUGUCGAUGCAACAACGGAGCCUUGUGCUCAAGUGAGUGCUAUGGUUGUGCCAAUGCGAGCAGCAGACCCAGGAGUCACCCCGAUCAUUCCUGGUGAACUGGCCUUCAAUUGUCUGCAGUCUGUCCCAUUGCAUUCAGAAGAAGCUCUCGCUGUGUCUGGAGCUCUGCUGCCAUAUGUCGAAUUUCAAUCUGAUCUUUCCUUCAAGAAGGCUCCUCCUAGUGGCUUUCCUUACUCAGCUGUGGAUCUCGUGGGAUCUGUGACUAGGAUAGUCAACAAUCUAAAGAAUAAUUCUUAUCCAAACGAGUAUGCGUGGCAAAUGGAUAUGUUCAAGACAUUCAUGUCUGCAAAAGACGGCCAUUUCCGGUUUGCUGGAGAUCUCAUCUCACGACCCAUUCGUUUUACACGGAAUGUGUCCUUGGUGUCAGUGAGCAUGGACGGGACUUCCUUGCCCCAGAUCUACGUAACCGACGAGAUCCUAAGAAUGACUGCGAACUCUUCCAAACCAUCUGCGAUUACCACUAUCAACGGUCAGGAUGCUGUCACUUUUAUGCAAACCGAAGCCGAUAAAGGGUUUCAGCAAGAUCCCGAUGCUGCUUUCAAUACUGUCAUGUACAACCCUGCUCUGGACUUCACACCUGGGCUCACAGUCCAAGGAUUUUUUGCUGGAGAUGGUAGAUACGGGUUCUUCUAUCCAGGUCCAAACACGACUCUGAAUUUCUCCAAUGGAUCAACAUCCGUCUUCCAGACAAUGGCCCGCGUACCUGGAAACUUCUCCGGUGUGACGGAUGGAGAAUCCGCCUUUCAGAAAUUUUGCACAAACCCAACAGCAGUCCAAGUCGCAGCACCUGCCCCUCCACCGUUCGAACCUGGAGAUCCUGUAAAUAAUACUGCCAGACUCAAAGGAUAUCCAAUCGCUCAAGUCAGCUCAUCAGAUGGACAGAUCUCUGGAUAUUAUCUCACAUCUGCGGGCCACAACGAUGUCGGGGUCAUUUCCAUGAAUAGCUUCGAGCCAAAUACCCCAGCAGAAUUUCAAGCAGUCAUCCAGACAAUGUUGGCAGAGAUGAAACGAGAUGGGAAGACGAAGCUUGUUGUGGAUCUGAAGGGCAACGGAGGUGGCAUUAUCAUAAAUGGCUAUGAUGCAUAUCGUCAACUCUUUCCCCAAACUCAGGAUGUCUUGUUCGCACGACAAAGAAUUGGACCAGUCUACUCGACUCUUGCUCAGCUUACGAGCAACAAAUUCAGCAACUUUUCUGUGGCAACAUCUCCUACCCCUAGCAUUCGGCGGAUGUGCGGCGUAAAUCCAAAUCUCCUAGGCGAAAUGACCCUGGAUCAGGGGGGCAAGCACGGACCAGUCCACCAUAAAUCCUGCACCAUAAAUCCACAAUGCCCCGGGCCUACCUCUAGAAAUUCGACUUAUUAUGGCGAACUAUGCGGCUCCCGAAGCGAAAUGACCCUGGAUCAGGGGGGGAUGCACGGACCAGUCCACCAUGAUAAGUUCACCAUAAUAUGUGCUGCCCAGCGCCGGUCGAUGACCUCUGUUUUUGGCCUCGUCGUCUUCCGCGACGGCUUAGGCGUCUGGCUUCGACACCUCAGGCAGAAGCCGCACUGCCUGCGAGGUGCACCGUUGAAGGCUCUCGUCGAGCUCUUUGCAACCUACGGCCUGCUGGUCCCGGAGCAGCAGAAGCCUGUAUUACAUCAGAAGAGCCCCCUCUGGCGGAGGUGCAAGCUACAGACCUUCUUCGCCGAAAAGCAGCACAUCCGGUAUUUCGUGGCGGAUGACGCUAAAGGAGCUGUAGACGCCGGCACAAAGAGCUUAGAUCUAAGGGAGGCAGACUUCUUCAAACAGCUUAGCGAGGACGUAGCGGUUGUAGAGGAGGAUGCCAAAGCAGAAGCCAACGUCGUUCAUGGCUUCGGUAGCCAUAAAUCUGCUGUGGUGCCGUGGCUUCGACGGACGGGCAUCGAGGAGCACACACGGGGCUUGAAGAAGGACGAGAUGCACGCCUCGUUUGCGGUGCCAAAGACUGCCGAGAGCGAGCCCGAGUUGUUUUUAAUGCUGGAAAUCAUAGACGAGAUCUUUAUAGAGGCACACAGCUGGUGCUUCGACGGUCCCGACUGUAUGCUGACCUGGCCACAGCAGCUAGCGCUGAGCCGCUUCCACACUGCUGCUGCCCUAGGGCAGAAACUACGCGCGUUCGACCCCAAGAAGGAGCCUAAUACGCUCAAGACCAACUUCGGCUACUAGAAGCAGUUUUUGACUUAUUGCUACCGGGUGGCCUACCGCGGCAGCCACUUCACCACGGCAGACGACGACCAGCGGACCCCUAAAAGCAGCAUCUAGCUCACGGGUGCCCAGAAAAAGGCGUGGGAAGCGGCCUUCCAAAGUGCUAUCGAGCAGGACCGGCCUGCGCUGAGAGAUGCUAUGUCCGUCCUCUCAAUAGCGCUAAUCUGCCACGAAUUUGGAGGCAAUCGGUACAGCUCCCCACUGCUUAGCUUCUGUGCCAUACUCAGCGUCAAGCCGUAUACCAAGAC
Messenger RNA from Mollisia scopiformis, 2582 nucleotides. RefSeq lists its product as uncharacterized. The record is from RefSeq and is a predicted model, not a curated record. Gene Ontology annotation, molecular function: serine-type peptidase activity. Bases 1 to 2295 code for a protein of 764 amino acids. The transcript is spliced from 8 exons. NCBI's taxonomy places the organism in Eukaryota, Fungi, Ascomycota, Leotiomycetes, Helotiales, Mollisiaceae. Gene Ontology annotation, biological process: proteolysis.